Molecule: messenger RNA, 1623 nt
Organism: Vigna angularis (adzuki bean)
Lineage: Eukaryota; Viridiplantae; Streptophyta; Magnoliopsida; Fabales; Fabaceae
Exons: 2
Coding region: 1-1623 (540 amino acids)
Source: RefSeq, a predicted model, not a curated record
AUGCCAAGUGUAAGUGACUCUCAAGUAGAAGUAGAAGAAGUUGAUUUAGAGAUGGGUGAUCGGUUAGAGGACAUGAUAUGUGAUGCAAGAAAUGGGUGGACUGAUAAAAGCUUCACAGAGUUGCUUGAGUUGUUGAGUGACAUGCUUCCUGAAGGUAACACAUUGCCAACACGCAAUUAUGAUGCGAAGAAGAUAUUGUGUCCCAUGGGUAUGGAGUAUAAAAAAAUUCAUGCAUGCCCAAAUGAUUGUAUUUUGUACAAGAGCGAGUUUGCCAAGUUACAUCAAUGUCCACAAUGUGGGGUAUCACGAUACAAACAAAAAGAGGGUGAGUUUGAAUGUGAUAGUAAGGGUCCUCCUGCAAAAGUCUUAUGGUAUCUUCCUCUUGUUCCACGAUUGAAACGCUUGUUCAGUAACUCAAAUGAUGCAAAACUCAUGAGAUGGCAUGCAGAUGGACGUAUAAAAGAUGGGAAUUUGAGGCAUUCAGCAGAUGCAAUGCAGUGGAAGAAUUUUGAUUCCAUGUUCCCUAAUUUUUGUAAAGAUUCAAGAAACAUUAGGUUUGGACUUGCUACAGAUGGAAUGAAUCCAUAUGGAAACUUGAGCAGUAAACAUAGCUCGUGGCCUGUGAUGUUAGUGAUUUACAAUUUACCUCCAUGGUUGUGUAUGAAACGCAAAUAUGUGAUGUUAUCCUUGAUGAUCUCGGGUCCAAGACAACCAGGAAACGACAUUGAUGUUUAUUUAGCCCCAUUAGUUGAAGAUUUAAAGAUGUUAUGGGAGGAAGGUGUUGAUAUGUUUGAUGGGUACACUGGUGAUUCAUUCAAGUUGCAUGCCAUGGUAUUUUGUACUAUCAACGACUUUCCAACUUAUGGUAAUUUAAGUGGCUAUAGCACUAAGGGUCAUAAAGCAUGCCUUAUAUGUGAAGAAGGCACAUGUCAUCUUCAAUUACAGCAUGGAAGGAAAACAGUAUACCUUGGACAUCGAAGGUUUCUUAGUACAAACCAUCCAUAUCGUAAAUUAAAGAAAGCAUUUGAUGGGUGUCAAGAAAAUGAAUUAGCUCUAAUGGCUUUAAGUGGAUCACAAGUAUAUGACCGUGUGAAGGACAUUGGGGUUGUUCUUGGAAAGACACAAAAAAAAGGCACUUCAAGCAACAUAUGGAAGAAAAGGUCAAUUUUCUUUGAUCUCCCAUAUUGGAGGGUGCUUGAUGUCAGACAUUGUUUAGAUGUUAUGCAUGUAGAGAAAAAUGUUUGUGAUAGUAUUAUCGGAACGCUCCUCAAUAUUCAAGGGAAAAUGAAAGAUGGACUCAAUGCUCGGUUGGACCUGGUUGAAAUAGGUAUAAGAGAAAAAUUAGCUCCAAUAUCACAUGGUAAGCGAACAUACUUGCCUCCAGCAUGUCACACAUUGUGUAAACAAGAAAAAAGAAGUUUUUGUGAAUUUUUACAAGGUGUGAAAGUUCCACUGGGUUACUCUUCUAAUUUUAAACGAGUUGUAUCCAUAAAAGAUCAUAAAUUACUUGGGUUAAAAUCUCAUGAUUGUCAUGUAUUGAUGCAACAACUACUACCAGUAGCUAUUCGGGGCAUAUUGCCUAAGAAUGUUAGAUACACAUUUGAUGGGGAAGUGCAUACCUAG